Molecule: messenger RNA, 479 nt
Organism: Effrenium voratum
Lineage: Eukaryota; Dinophyceae; Suessiales; Symbiodiniaceae
Source: the annotation of a GenBank genome assembly
GUGAGCGGCCUCGUCACGAGCGGCGGAGUACCAUGAGCAGCACAGGUCGUGGGGAGGCCCUCCUUUCGCAGCCGGAGAGCUUCCUAAAGUUCCUCACCGUACAGGCGGCCGCCGUCGACGACUUGGGCCAGGAAGCCAUGUCGCUGACCCUCGCGCUCGGCAUGCCGGUCUGCUGCUACCCCGCGGGCACCCGGGUCUGCUUGGCUGUGGAGGGCAGGCAAGAAGGCCCUCUUCCAGAAGAGGAGGAGUUCUUGAUCAAGUCCACGAAGCCGACGGGCAACUACCUCCUGCACAAAAUCCAUGAUGAUGAGCGGGAGCCUUUCGGCUGCCGAGAGCUCAGCAACAUCAGCAACCUGGCCAAGUUCAAGGAUCAGGUUGAGGAGUACGACCUCAAGAUCAACAACCACGUCUACUUGACGCCCUGCAAGUUUAAGGUGAACGACAAGGUGCUGCUCUUGGAGAAGCCGCCCAGUCAGUGG